This is a messenger RNA of Gambusia affinis (western mosquitofish), 824 nucleotides long. RefSeq names its product DnaJ (Hsp40) homolog, subfamily C, member 15 (gene dnajc15). Gene Ontology annotation, cellular component: PAM complex, Tim23 associated import motor. Lineage: Eukaryota; Metazoa; Chordata; Actinopteri; Cyprinodontiformes; Poeciliidae. The record is from RefSeq and is a predicted model, not a curated record. Gene Ontology annotation, molecular function: ATPase activator activity. Gene Ontology annotation, biological process: protein import into mitochondrial matrix. The transcript has 6 exons. Bases 51 to 497 code for a protein of 148 amino acids.
GAAAGGAACGAGCGGAUAUGCAAUACUUUGCGUAACGUCAGUGAGGCAACAUGGCGAACACCGGCUCAGCACCGAUGGAUGAAACGAUGCGAUAUGCCGAAUAUUCCCAUAAAACAAAUGUUAGGAGUGACGCAGAGAUAGACAGACGGUUGGGAGGGACUCUGAUCGCAGUCGGCCUUGGUGUUGCUGCUGCGGGUUUUGCAGGCCGUUAUGCUUUCCAGCUGUGGAAGCCCCUGGGACAGGCUUUCUCUGAAACGGUCAAGAAGAUGCCCUCAGCAGGAUUCUCGUCUUAUUACAAAGGAGGUUUUGAGCAGAAGAUGUCGAGGCGAGAGGCAGGCCUCAUUCUGGGCGUCAGCCCAGCUGCCACAAAGACCAAAGUUCGUGAGGCACAUCGGAGGAUCAUGGUCCUAAAUCAUCCAGAUAAAGGCGGCUCUCCAUAUCUCGCUGCAAAGAUCAACGAGGCUAAAGACCUGAUGGAGAAGGAGACUCGGCGAUGACUCUGCGGAUCAGCCUUUCAGCUCAUUGUUUCUGCUGCAUCGACAUUCACGUCAGCGCCACAGCGGGACAUCCUCCGAUUUUUAUAGAAAACUAACUAGAGGCUAUGAGUAAAGCAGAAGUUAAGACACUUCUUUUUGAUUUAUUGAAAUGAAGUGUUAAAAGGAAAUAAACGGGUUGGAGAAGAUGUAAUGUCGCCUUCUAGUGCUGACUAAACUGUUGCUGCGCUACUCUAUAUUUUUUGUUUAUAGCAUUUUAAUUUGAAUGUACUUAUAUUGACAUGUAAAGUGUUUAGUAAAGAUAUACUUAAUAAACAUUGGAGUGAGAAA